CUUUGCUGCUUUUAGAAUGCCAUACCAAAGAAGAAGAAGUGGGAGCCGAUACAGUCAGUGGAAAUGACAGAAGUGUCACGAAGUCAGGUUGUUGACGCUGUUAACCGUUGCUCGGGAAUAACAAUUAUGUAGAAAUUGAUGGGUUUCUACAAGACGGAGAGGACUAAUUACUUGACAGCCACAUAGGCGUUAGAGGACGUCAGCGGAGACCAUGUCAGCAUUCAAGACUGCCCAGCAGCAGAGCCAGAAGAGUGGCAGAAGGAAAACCUCUGAAGUAGUGUCUGCAGAGGUGUCGCCAGAUUCCAAGUGUCCCAUCUGUUUGGACAUAUUUAACAAUGUCUCUUACCUGGACCUCUGCUGGCACAAGUUCUGCUUCCGCUGUAUCCAUGAGUGGGCCAAAAACAAAGCAGAAUGUCCUCUGUGCAAACAGCCAUUUAAUUCAAUCUAUCACAGUAUAAAAUCAGAGCAAGACUUUCAGAAGUAUGACUUGCGAGCAUCGGAUAAUGGCUCCUUUGGAACUUUUGGGGGAGUGCGGUUUAGAUACCGCACUACUCUUACUGGAGUACAUCGACAGAUGCGGGCAAGGACCUCUUCUCCUCCAGACAAUGGAAUAAUGUUUGAAGCUUCAACAAACCCUCCCCAGCAGUGGCAGGACCGUUACAUCCGGCGCAUGAUGCAGCGGUUGGCAGCCAAGAGGAGAGCUGCGAGUGAGGGCAGGGCAGUGAAUAGUGUUAGACAGCAGGAAAUGAUAAAUUUCAGGAGGGAACUGUACCGACGAGGGGUGAGGGUUCGGACUGUUCGAGAUGGUGGCCGCUCACGAGACACCUCAGCUGAGUUUUACAGAAGAAAUCCUGCCUGCCUACAUAGACUGGUCCCCUGGCUAAAAAGAGAGCUCACUGUGCUAUAUGGGGUCCAUGGGUCUUUGGUCAACAUAGUUCAACACAUCAUCAUGUCAUGCAUUACACGCUAUGAUAUGGAGGAUGGUGCUAUUCAGGAAGAGCUCAGGCCGUUUCUCCGGGCACGCACAGAGCACUUCUUGCAUGAGUUCAUCAGCUUUGCAAAGUCCCCUUUCAACAUGGAGGCCUAUGACCAGCAUGCUGUUUAUGACUGCCCAGCCCCUUCCUCAAAUGAAGACAGCAGCUCAAACUCAUCUGUUAUAGCUAUUUCAGAGGAUGAGGAAAACUCAUCGGAGUUAGACCCCCCAGGAGAUCCCACGUCUACUCUAACCCACUCUGUGUGGGAUGAUGAGACGCCUGGACCGUCAUAUUCUAUGACAGCAGAGCAGAGCAGGGCAGAGCAUCUCUCUGUCCCUGACUCAGACUCAGAUAACAGUUUAGAGCAGGAGACAGUAGAAUUUGGGGCUUCUUUACAGCAAAUGAGUCCUCAUAACCAAACAGAUGUGACUCAGGGUGAUGUUAACAAUGAAGAGUGCUUGUCUUCUGAUAGCGGUGACUGUGUCAUUGUAGGCUUUGUUAAGCCAACAGCAGAGAGGACUCCUGAGCUGGUUCAGCUCUCCUCUGAUUCUGAUGAUUCUGCCAGUGAAGAUACUAAAGAAGUGCCUCUUUUACCUCAACACAUUCGCUUCUCCGGUCUCAGUCCUACAGCUUCACAGAGUAGUGGUCGAAGUGAUGAUGGACAUUCACAAAAUGCAGAAAGAGAUCAUUAUCAGUUGCAUUCAAAAGAAAGAUGUAACUCUUCACCAUCUAGCAGACAUAAGACAUCCAGUAAGUCCGACAGAAAAGUCAGACAAUUUGACAGUAAUGAGAAAUCUAGGGAGAGGCACUGGUCAAAGGACAGAGAUUAUAGGAGGACGAGAUCGAGAAGUGGAGAGCGCAGACACUUUAGGAGGAGCCCUGUGAUUUCCCACAGCAGUGUCAGCUCUCUGUCUAAAGAAAGAGGUUAUUCUUACUCCAGGGGCAGAGACUUGAACUCAAAAUGUGACAGCAAUUCUAAAAGGAGCGACAGUGAUCACAGCUCCCUGUCAUAUAGCCAUUACAGCAAAGAGAGGAGUGAUAGUGGAAUGCAUUAUACAGAGAGGCGGUCCUACUAUUACACUAGUCACACGUACUCUGAACGGCACUCAUACUCUCACACCAGGAGCCGCAGCAGGGACUCGCUGAGACGCGACAGGAGGUGUUCUCGAUCGAGGACUUUUUCUAGUAGUCGCUCCCCUUCAGCAAAAAGAGGAAUUCGCCAUGACAAACCUGGUGGAAAGCGCAAGUACAAAACAAGGCAUUUGGAGGAACCAUCCAAAACCACACUUGCCAAAUCAUAUACAAACGACAACUCUUCUAUGUUAUCAAAACACAAGAAAAAGAACAAAGAGAAGCAUUACAAAAAAUCCAAAGAGCGAAGAAAGAGCAGCACGAGCUAUAGUGUGGAUGAAGGGAACUCACAUGAACGAAACAAACGCCACAAUAAGAAAAAGAAGAAACACAAGAAGAAAAGCAAAAGGCACAAGAGUAAUGAACGCUCAGAGAAGCAUUCACCCACUGUCAUCACUAUUGACAGUGACACCGAUUCUUAUGCCAAUGACAGUGUUGCCCAGACCAACAGCACUUAUAAGGAUAACCCCACUGACAAUACAACAGAAGACCCAGUAGACCCCCUCACUCUGGACUCUGUGGUGUAGUUAUAUGGAGGUUCAGCUCAUGGUGGCAGCAAUUCAUCCUCAGCUGUUAAUGCUGACAAAUAGUAUUUUAGAUCAAAACUGAUCCAUGUGUUGAAGGUCACCAGAUCUUGAAAGAUAUAGUGAAUGUAUAUCUCUUUGUAUGCCACCAGUGUUUUCUGUAUCUGUCUAGAACUGGAGAGGGGUCAUCACUGGAUAAAUGGCAGUUUCAGAUCAUCCCUGUUUAUGCUUUGACUGUGUUAAUUAAUGCCUAAAGCUAUGCUUUUUUUGUCAGUUCUUAAUCUGGAAAUUAAUUUUCUGUAAUGGAUGUAUUAGGUGCUCUCUAAUUGACAAAACAAUUUCUACAUGCUGCUCUUGGAGUAAUGCUUAUUAUUUGCAAAUAAUGUUUGGAAUUCAGAAUGGGCUCUUUUUGUAUCAGAUUUUUAUUCAAAAAUAAAGUGCAAUGGGCAAAUGUGUGUACUGUUGUCAUAUAGAAAGUCAAACAUAUUGUCAGUCUUAGUUUGUUACAUAACAGUGUGAACAGAUGUAUGCUGAUUGAUAUUUAUGUGAUAUUUGGAGAAUUGCCAUUAUAACUGAGUGGCAGUGUUUCUUUUGUUCAUGCAGAUCAUGUGGUAAACUGACAUUUUGAUGCUAAAAACAAAAUAAACAAUGUUAUAUUGAUGUUGAGCAGUUUGCCAAUUAAGAGCAAAUUAAUCGACUGUUGGGAUGAUCAAAUGAUCAUUU
Molecule: messenger RNA, 3352 nt
Organism: Monopterus albus (swamp eel)
Lineage: Eukaryota; Metazoa; Chordata; Actinopteri; Synbranchiformes; Synbranchidae
Gene: toporsa
Product: topoisomerase I binding, arginine/serine-rich a
Exons: 2
Coding region: 212-2632 (806 amino acids)
Biological process (GO): protein monoubiquitination; protein polyubiquitination
Molecular function (GO): ubiquitin protein ligase activity
Source: RefSeq, a predicted model, not a curated record